Acanthosepion pharaonis is the source of this 2064-nucleotide messenger RNA. Lineage: Eukaryota; Metazoa; Mollusca; Cephalopoda; Sepiida; Sepiidae. The record is from the annotation of a GenBank genome assembly.
AUGUUUCUCCUGUUGCAACUUCAAACCAAUGUCGUGCUAAGCUUUGUCCAACAACUUCCUUGCUUUCCUUCCGUCUUCCUUCCUUCCUCCCUUCCUUGCUUUCUUUCCGUCUUCCUUCCUUCCUCCCUUCCUUUCUUUCUUUCCUCCCUUCCUUUUCUUUCCGUCUUCCUUCCUUCCUCCUUCCUUGCUUUCUUUCCGUCUUCCUUCCUUCCUCCUUCCUUUCUUUCUUUCCGUCUUCCUUCCUUCCUCCUUCCUUGCUUUCUUUCCGUCUUCCUUCCUUCCUCCUUCCUUUGCUUUCUUUUCCGUCUUCCUUCCUUCCCCCUCCCUUUUCUUUCUUUCCGUCUUCCUUCCUUCCUCCUUCCUUGCUUUCUUUCUUUCCGUCUUCCUUCCAUCCUCCUUCCUUUCUUUCUUUCCGUCUUCCUUCUUCCUCCUUCCUUGCUUUUCUUUCCGUCUUCCUUUCUUUCUUUCUCCCCUUUGCUUUCUUUUCUUCUUCCUUCUUCCUUCCUUCCUUUCUUUCUUUUUCCGUCUUCCUUCCUUCCUCCUUCCUUGCUUUCUUUCCGUCUUCCUUCCUUCCUCCCUUCCUUGCUUUCUUUCCGUCUUCCUUCCUUCCUCCCUUCCUUUCUUUCUUUCCGUCUUCCUUCCUUCCUCCCUUCCUUGCUUUCUUUCCGUCUUCCUUCCUUCCUCCCUUCCUUGCUUUCUUUCCGUCUUCCUUCCUUCCUCCCUUCCUUUCUUUCUUUCCGUCUUCCUUCCUUCCUUUCUUUCUUUCCGUCUUCCUUCCUUCCUCCCUUCCUUGCUUUCUUUCCGUCUUCCUUCCUUCCUCCCUUCCUUUCUUUCUUUCCUCUUCCUUCCUCCCUUCCUUUCUUUCUUUCCGUCUUCUUCCUUCCUUCCUCCUUCCUUUCUUUCUUUCCGUCUUCCUUCCUUCCUCCCUUCCUUGCUUUCUUUCCGUCUUCCUUCCUUCCUUCCUCCCUUCCUUGUUUUCUUUCCGUCUUCCUUCCUUCCUCCCUUCCUUGCUUUCUUUCCGUCUUCCUUCCUUCCUUUCUUUCUUUCCGUCUUCCUUCCUUCCUCCCUUCCUUGCUUUCUUUCCGUCUUCCUUCCUCCUUUCCUUUCUUUCUUUUUCCGUCUUCCUUCCUUCCUCCCUUCCUUUCUUUUCUUUCCCGUCUUCCUUCCUUCCUUCCUUUUCUUUCCGUCCGUCCUUCCUUCCUCCUUCCUUCCUUUCUUUCUUUCCGUCUUCCUUCCUUCCUCCCUUCCUUUCUUUCUUUCCGUCUUCCUUCCUUCCUCCCUUCCUUUUCUUUUCUUUCCGUCUUCCUUCCUUUCCUUCCUUCCCUUUCUCUUCUUCCUUCCUUCCUUCUUCCUUCCUCCUUCCUUCCUUGCUUUCUUUCCGUCUUCCUUCCUUCCUCCCUUCCUUGCUUUCUUUCCGUCUUCCUUCCUCCCUUCCUUUUCUUUCUUUCAAAUCUUCCUUUCUUUCCGUCUUCCUUCCUUCCUCCUUCCUUUUUCUUUCCGUCUUCCUUCCUUUUCCUUCUUCCUUCCUUCCUCCCUUCCUUUCUUUCUUUCCGUCUUCCUUCCUUCCUCCCUUCCUUGCUUUCUUUCCGUCUUCCUUCCUCCCUUCCUUUCUUUCUUUUCGUCUUCCUUCCUUCCUCCUUCCUUUCUUUCUUUCCGUCUUCUUCCUUCCUUUCCUUUUUUUUCUUUCCCGUUCCUUCCUUCCUUCCUUCCUUUGCUUUCUUUCCGUCUUCCUUCCUUCCUCCUUCCUUGCUUUCUUUCCGUCUUCCUUCCUUCCUCCCUUCCUUGCUUUCUUUCCGUCUUCCUUUCUUCCUCCCUUCCUUGCUUUCUUUCCGUCUUCCUUCCUAUUUUAUUUAUUCUUCUUCCUAUUUCCUUCCUAUUUGCCUUAUCUUAUUUUAUUUCAUCCCGUUCUCCAUCAUUUGGAGUUUCUCCUCCAAAGUCCGACCAGACCACCGCCUUCGUUCGAUUCAGUCUUUAAUUCUUUUACAGUAUUUUUUUUUCUUUCUUGUAGCUGAAGCAUUUCACCGAUCUCUUUUUAUUUAUUUUUCUUUUCUUCAACGGGGUUAG